Molecule: messenger RNA, 1370 nt
Organism: Vigna radiata var. radiata (mung bean)
Lineage: Eukaryota; Viridiplantae; Streptophyta; Magnoliopsida; Fabales; Fabaceae
Exons: 5
Coding region: 51-1175 (374 amino acids)
Source: RefSeq, a predicted model, not a curated record
CAUUGCGUACGUCUUUAAGAGUGAAAGUUCCGAAUGCGCAUUGCGCACCCAUGCCAUUAGCUUAUAUAAUACUCGGAGCCAGAAUCUGUAACGCUCCCAUUUUCUUUCGCUGUAACCGACACUUCUCUCUAAUGGCUUCUUCCGCUGCUGUCGUUGACGAGGCCAAGCACGGCUUCUCUCGCCCGGAGAUGUACAAGGAGAACCUCGCCGGCACCGUCGACGCCUACGACCGCCACGUGUUCCUCUGCUACAAGAACCACAGCGUCUGGCCGCCUCGCAUCGAGGCCUCCGAGGCCGAUCCCCUUCCCAAACGCGUCGCUAGUGUCUGGAAAGCUCGCAAAAACGAUGUCGCUGUCAAGACGAAAAUCACGGUGUGCGAGGCGCGUGAGGAGGCCGGUUUCGCCGAUGGCGACGUGUUGAUUUUCCCUGACAUGAUCAAAUACAAGGGUUUGGAGGAAUCAAAUGUGGAUGGCUUUUUUGAUGAUGUGAUAGUGAAUGGUAAAGAGUGGAAUAGUGGUGGAGAGAAGAGUGUGUUGAGAGGUUCGCAUAUUUUUGUGUGUGCUCAUGGAAGUCGUGAUGUCCGGUGCGGUGUUUGUGGGCCAGUUCUAUUGGAUAAGCUCAACGAGGAAAUUCAGCUGAGGGGAUUGAAGGAUCAGAUAUCUGUUGUGGCUUGUUCUCAUGUUGGGGGUCAUAAGUAUGCUGGGAAUGUCAUCAUAUUCUGUCCAGGACCAGAUGGAAAGAUCACGGGUAACUGGUACGGCUAUGUUACUCCGGAUGACGUGCCUGCUUUGUUGGACCGACAAAUUGCCAAAGGAGAGGUCAUACAAAAACUUUGGAGGGGCCAAAUGGGACCACCUGUUGCCGAAAUCAAGGUAGCAGAUGACCACAAACUUGCUAAUGGAAAUGAUAAUGGCAAGGCCAGUCUGAGCAGCAACGAAAAUGUGGGAGGAUGCUGUCAAGGUGCUAAUGGGGUUUCUUGCUGCCAAAGUGCAAGUUUUGAGCAAAACAAAGAGAAUGAUAAUAAAAGCGCAGAAGCUUAUAAAAGGCAGGGGAGGAGCAAUACAAGUUGUAGUUGGCCUUUACUACAGAAACGUGAUAUUCUUACAGCUACUGGUAUACUUGGAGCUUUGGCAGCUGUUGCUAUAGCUUACAGAUUUUACAGAAGGUCAAGCUGAAAUUCGCUUUAUUCUUAAGUUUGCUGUUGCUAAACAUGAAGACCUCACCUGUUUUUACUUUACGCUACUUCUUCUCUAGCAAAUUAAAUAGUUUUUACUUGUUUUUGUUAUCUUCAUUAGAAGAAAGAAAAACACCCAUGGAAUCAGUCAAGUCACUCUUGCACUUUCUUCAUAAAAAUUUAGGUUCCACGCAAA